Molecule: messenger RNA, 2837 nt
Organism: Chenopodium quinoa (quinoa)
Lineage: Eukaryota; Viridiplantae; Streptophyta; Magnoliopsida; Caryophyllales; Amaranthaceae
Product: peptidyl-prolyl cis-trans isomerase CYP95-like
Exons: 14
Coding region: 189-2510 (773 amino acids)
Biological process (GO): protein peptidyl-prolyl isomerization
Molecular function (GO): peptidyl-prolyl cis-trans isomerase activity
Source: RefSeq, a predicted model, not a curated record
CAAAUUGCCAAAAAUAAUUAAGGUGGACACUAGGUUAUUCUUAUUGCACGCAUACACACACUCUCUCCAUCACUCACGCACUCUCUCUCUCUCAUUACGGUGGAGCAGCAGCUGCCAUUGUUGAACCGCGUGUUCCGUCUCUAGAGUACAGGAAAACUGGCUUGACUUUUAGGCACCAGGAGGGAGAUAUGGCCAAGAAGAAAAACCCAUUUGUUUUUUUAGAUGUGUCUAUUGAUGGAGAUCCAUAUGAGAGGAUGAUUUUUGAGCUCUUUACUGAAGCAGCUCCAAAGACCGCAGAAAAUUUCCGUGCGUUAUGUACAGGUGAGAAGGGAGUUGGCCCCAAGUUGAGGAAGCCCUUGCACUACAAAGGGACCUUUUUCCAUCGGAUAGUGAAGGGUUCUAUGGCUCAGGGUGGAGAUCUCCUCAGAAAAGAGGGUUCAGCUGGGGAAAGUAUAUAUGGGGACAGAUUUCCAGAUGAGUCACCAAAGCUAAAGCAUGACGAAGCUGGUCUAUUAUCAAUGUCUAUUGCUGACAGAGAUGUCCGUGGUUCUAUAUUUAGUCUUUUGUUCAAGGCUAAUCAAAAUUUGGACAGAAAGAAUAUAGUGUUUGGGAAGCUUGUGCAUGGUCAUGAAGUUUUGAAAAAAAUUGAGGAUGCAGGUGAUGAAGAUGGAAGUCCAGCUGUCACAGUUAAAGUUUGCAACUCUGGUGAAUUGAGUGAGAGUGAAAAGAAGAAACUUGGUAAGAAGUUGGGAAAGGAGGCUGGUUCGGAGGCUUAUAGUCAUGAAACACGAAGAAAGGGGAAGCAUAAGAAGUCCCUGCGAGAUAGAAGAAAGAAAAGAAGAAAAUACUAUACAUCCGAAUCAGAUGGUUCUUCUGAUAGUGAUUUGGAUAGUACGGAAUCCGAUACAGAUUCUGAAACUGAUGCAUCCUCAUCAGAUGUCAGUUCCUCUAGUGAUGACAGACGAAAGAAGAGGAAGAAAUCUUCUAAGCGUGAUAAAUAUAAACGUGGGAAGCGCAGAGAUAGACGACGUGAUAAAAAGCGCAAAAGGCAUGACAAGCGUUCAAAACGCAAGUCAAAAAGGGCGUCCGACAGUCUAAGUGACACUGACAGUGAGAGCACCGAGGAAAGCUCUGAGGAUGAGGGUAAUGCAAAGGACUUUAAUCAGAAACACAAGGAUGAUUUGCAGAAAAAUGCUGGGGACCAUCCUCCUGUGGUUGAGAAUGCUGCCAUAGUCAAUAAUCACAAAAGAAGCGAAGAAUCUGAUAAGUUUGAUGAACUUAGAUCAAAAACAGAAAAUGGAGAGCAACGAAGCAAUGGCUAUGACAGAGAUGCAAGAUCUGGCAGAAAUGAAGAUAGACAGCCUGAUGUGGUUGAGGACCACCCAGGAAAAUCUAGGAGCCGGAGUGCAAGUCCUAAAAAGGCUAUGAGUAAAAGUAUGAGUAUCAGCCCCAGGAGUAUGAGCAGGAGCAGGAGUGUGAGCAGAAGUCCAAGUGUUAGCAAGAGUCCCCCUCCAGCUGUACAGAAAAGUCGUAGUGUUAGCCGAAGUCCAGUGAGGAGUGCCAGCAGGAGUCCAGCUAGGAGCCUUAGUAGAAGCCCAGCUAGAAGCCUCAGCAAAUCCCCAGCUAGAAGUCUGAGCCAAAGCCCACCACGAAUCCGUCCUCGACGAAAUGCCAGUGUAAGCCCUGUCACGUCCCCACCUCGAAGAAGUCCCAGUGGGAGCUACCGAGGAGGCUCAUCCCAGAAAUCAAUUGGCAGAAGCCCAGGACGAGUUGGCAGGAGAAGCAGUCCAAGCCCUGUUCGUUCUCGUAGAAGUGUGAGUCCGGUAAGAUCUUCUCAUAGAAGCUUAAGUAGAAGCUCAGGGCGAGCUCCAUCAAGAAGAGUUGCUAGCCGUAGUCCUGUUAGGUCUCCGAGGCGGAGUUAUCGUGGUAGCUACUCUAGAAGUCCUGGCCGACGAAGCCCACCUAUUCGCCAUAGGAGUAUGUCAAGAAGUGCUUCCCCUGAUGGGUCACCGAAACGUAUUAGAAGAGGUAGAGGUUUUAGUGACAGAUUCUCUUAUGCUCGAAAAUACAGGACCCCUUCUCCUGAUCGUUAUCGGUUUGGUGGCCGUGACAGGUAUCCCAGUUACAGAAGAUAUUCUGACCGUUCUCCGAGGCGUUUCCGGAGCCCUAGAAGAUCACCCAUAAGAUAUAGAAGACGAAGAAGCAGGACAAGAAGUCCAAGCGUGUCACGCAGUCCACCUUACCGUCGUCGUUAUAACCGAAGCCCCAUUCGAAGUCGCUCUCCAAGUGAUCCUCCCAGAUACCGUGCAUCUCCUCGUGCUGAGAAGCAGUUGUCUUCUAGUCGAAGUCGAAGCAGGAGUGCAUCAGCCUCAGGGUCCUCUAAGGGCUCCCCACCUCCAAAACGAGCUAGCAAGGAUAGGUCUCAGUCUAGGUCAUCAUCUGGCAGUCCACCAGGGAAAAAGGGCCUGGUCUCUUAUGGAGAUGGAUCUGCUGAGGCCAGCCCUAGGUAGAAAAGUAGCUUUUGAGAUUCUGUGCAUUCCUGCACUAUGGUAGUUGUCCGGUGGAGGGUGUGGCCAAUUUCACAUUGUUUUGGUUACUCUUUUCGGUUGAGCUUAUUUGAGGCAAAUUUAUCUGUGGACUUUGUGAUUAUUAGUGCUUGUUUGUUUAGUGUAUGUCGAAUAAAUAGAUUUUACCGGAUUUUGGUCUUAGUUACAGUAUUAGAUUCUGUUAGACGGUGUCCUGUCGCGGUGAAUAUUAUCAUGUGAAACAAUGUAUGAAGUUAAGUGUUUUGACUCACAUUGAAUCCCGUACUGUUUUAUUUAAUUUGUUCACUCGUA